CAAAACCUGAAAAAUGUAAAUACUUCUUCCUGUACCAUCCGGAAGUUUGGUCGAGUCCGCGUUCGUAUAGCCUGAGUCAUCCGACCUCCAGCUAAGAACAAAACGACCGAGGACUUAUCUUUCAAAGGGUCGAGACCAUUAGCUCGUCCCGAAACACAUAAACAUCGCACUAUUGUCACACAUCGAAGACCAAGAUGGCGCAAUAUCCUGAUUUCAUCGUCCCUCCUCAUCUCGCCCAGUACAACGUCCCUCUGCCCGAAUUCGCCGCGUCAAAACCACACCUGACAGAUUUUGUCGUCGGGGGACUGGUAUAUUCUCACUCCGUCGAAAAAGACGAUGACGCCGCCGAAUCGACAAGCGAAGAGCCAGUUACGCGCGUUCUGCUCCUCCAACGCGCCGCCACCGACUCGUACCCCGGUCACUGGGAAGGAGCAGGAGGGAUGUGCGAGCGCACCGAUGCGACCCUGCUAGCCGGUGUAGCGCGCGAAGUCUUCGAGGAGACGGGCCUCCACGUUUCCAAAUUCGUCGAUCUAAUUGCGAUUGACGAGUGGUCGCGGAUUUUGCGGGAUGAGUUGCACCGUGUAGCCAAGUUCACGUUUCUGGUUGAGGUGCAUGAGGCGAGUGGGAAGGCAGGUGUGCCGUCCGAGGAUGUGGUGGUGGGAGUUGCGCCGGAGCGCUGGGAGGAUGGGGUGAAGUUGGAGCAGGCUGAGCAUCAGGCGUUUGAGUGGGCGAUAGAGGAGGAGGUGCGUGAGAGUUUAGAGUCGCAGGGCAAGUAUAAGUUUCUGAAAGAUCAAGGUUGGAAUUUGUUGAAGGGGUUUGAAUUGCUGAGGAGGACUACAUCGGCUGAGGGGAGUCGAGGAUGAUACUCUAAACCCAACGGCCGUCUGAGGCUCGAAAUUCGCCAUCGCAGGUUUUGUAUAUGAUGUUACCAUGUCUUAUGUGCUAUGCUGCAUUUCCUGAUCCUGUUACAUGGCUUUUGAUACGCAGCCUUAGAAAUGACCAAAAGAAGA
Molecule: messenger RNA, 1010 nt
Organism: Aspergillus novofumigatus IBT 16806
Lineage: Eukaryota; Fungi; Ascomycota; Eurotiomycetes; Eurotiales; Aspergillaceae
Product: NUDIX hydrolase
Exons: 1
Coding region: 195-863 (222 amino acids)
Biological process (GO): NADP+ catabolic process; NAD+ catabolic process
Cellular component (GO): cytosol
Molecular function (GO): NADH pyrophosphatase activity
Source: RefSeq, a predicted model, not a curated record